AUGGCUCUGAAAUUAAGAUUCUUGGCAAUGCUUUUGUUCUUAUUGUUAGCAUCUACAGCUAAAGCUAAUCCUAGUGUGUUUGAUGUGACAAGUGCAACAUACGGUGCAAAGCCUGGCUCUGAUGUCACAAAGGCCUUGGCCAAGGCUUGGAGUGAUGCAUGUGCAUCUCCAUCGGCAAGUAAAGUUGUUGUUCCGAGCGGGACAUACAAGUUAAAAGAAGCAACUUUCAGAGGCCCCUGUAAGGCUCCUAUUGAGAUGCAAGUUCGAGGCACAUUGCAGGCUCCAGCAAACGCUGGCCAAUUCACAAGACCAGAUACUUGGGUUGGUUUUCAAUACAUUGACAAGCUCACCUUAUCAGGUGGUGGGACUUUUGAUGGCCAAGGAGCACUUGUUUGGGGUCAAAAUGACUGCCACAAAAACAAAAUUGCAAACCUAUUCCCAUUAAUCUGA
Molecule: messenger RNA, 450 nt
Organism: Prunus armeniaca (apricot)
Lineage: Eukaryota; Viridiplantae; Streptophyta; Magnoliopsida; Rosales; Rosaceae
Source: the annotation of a GenBank genome assembly